Trichomonas vaginalis G3 is the source of this 1063-nucleotide messenger RNA. Its product is annotated as DNA/RNA polymerases family. Gene Ontology annotation, molecular function: DNA-directed DNA polymerase activity; DNA binding; nucleotide binding. The record is from RefSeq and is a predicted model, not a curated record. The transcript has a single exon. The annotation marks the transcript as partial. Gene Ontology annotation, biological process: DNA replication. Lineage: Eukaryota; Parabasalia; Trichomonadida; Trichomonadidae.
AUGAAAUCAAACAAUCUACCAGUUGACCAGAAACAGAGGAAAUUAACUCAGUUAGCAUCAACACACAACCAAUAUCAACCAUUUUCUUCUUAUUAUCUUUGGUAUCUAAUCGACAGAUUUCAUUUUAUCAUUGAUGAUAUUCAAUCAAUUUUAACAUUUACUAAAAACACUUGCUUUAAUGAAUUUGCGAAUGAAUUUAUGAACGAAAGACAAAAGGCUGAAUUAGAAGGAAAUAAAGGAAAAAGUUUAUUUUGCAAGAUUUCACUUAAUGGAUCAUAUGGUUAUGAUGCAAUGAAUACACAAAAUUACACAAAGACUAAAAUAAUGAAUGCACAGAAGGCACGCGUUGCAUGUAUGUCAAAUAAGUUUAAAAACAUAAGAGAAAUAGGAGAGGAUACGUAUCAACUGAUGCUCAAAGAUAGAUUUUAUAGAUGUGAUUCAUGUUUACAAGAGGCAUUCUUCACUUUAGAUAACGCUAAAUACUGGUAUUUGGUUUUCAUUUAUGAUUUUAUGUAUAAAUGCAUGAAUGUUAAUCGGUUUCAUUUCAUUGAAGGUGAUACUGAUUCAUCUUAUUGGGCAAUCGCUGGCGACCCAAAUCUUCCUAACACUCAAGCAUUUCAAGCGAUUGUAACCGAUAAACAAUUUUAUGAUAAAAACAUUUUCAAAUUCGCACCUUUUGAUUUCUUCUGUUUUGAUGAGAAAUUUAAACCUAAAUUAAAGAAUAAAGCUGAAGAAAAAGCGCAUGAGAAGAAGUUAUUGGGUUUAGCAAUUGAGAAACAAGGUGAUAACAUGGUUGCUUUAUGCCCCAAGUGUUAUACAUCAUUCAACGGUUCAAUUGAUGGAAGUGAUUUUAAAAAGAUUGCACAAAAAAUGAAAGGUGUUAGUUUACGACAAAAUAAACAAUUUACACCUAAAAAUUAUUUGGAUAUAAUAAAUGAUAAAGUGAUAUUUGAUGGUCAGAAUAUUAAUUUACAACUUAAAAACGGGUCAAUGACUCGCUUAACAAUUGGUAAGACUGCAUUAACAGGAGCACACACUAAGGCUGUAUGUUGUGAAAAUGGAU